UGUUUUUCUUUCUUUGUUUGAACAUAUACAUAGCUAACAUGUCAUCAUAUUAUGUAAUAGCAGGUAUGAAUUAAAUUUUGUUUUUUUAGGCAAUUUGCUGGUGGCAAGGAUGAAGCGAGCUGUUGACGUGGAAGAAACUGCAAAAUCAGAAAUUGAAAAGUUAUGCAGGUGCUUUCCGUCUCACAGCAUUUCAAUAGAUGAUAUUCGUGAGUGGAUGAAGGACGAAUCGACUUUUUUUGGUCGUGAAGUUGAGACUGAAGAAGAAGAUUGGAAAUGCAAGUACGUUAUAUACCUGGACUUGUACGCUGAUCUUUACCAUCGAUGGAAUGGUUGCACUGAUCCAAGUGAACUGACUGUUCCAUUUAAUCAGAUGAAAAAACUUGACGAGCAGUUGAAGAUCAUGGAAAGGGAAAACUCAAUUUCUGCACGCAGGCAAAAUACUGACUCAGAGUACGAAAAUGCAUAGGCUUGGACCAUGGAGUAAGUUUGUUGAUGAAGAAACUAUUGCUAAACCAUCUGAGAAAGAGUCGACAAUCCUUGAGGAGUAUAAAUUAUCGACGAAAAACAAAUCAAAGAAAGAUGAUAUGAAACCUUCAGAAGAGAAAUCCACAUUACACAUUAAAGGUGCAUAUGACUAUCAAGGAAGAUCAUAUCUUCACAUUCCACAAGAUCUUGGCAUUAAUCUCAAGUCAGAUACUCCUCCAGAACGAUGCUUUCUACCAAAACAACAUAUUCAUACGUGGUCUGGUCACACUAAAGGUGUUUCUGCAAUAAGAUUCUUUCCGAAAUCUGCUCAUCUUCUUCUGUCGUGUAGCAUGGAUUGUAAAAUUAAGAAACUGCAAGAUGAUAUUCAUGUAAGCACCAACGGCUCUGUUUUAGAAAAUCUAACAUAAGACGAGGAAUUUUACCCAGAAUGAUACAGGAGAUAUUAGACACACGUAUUAUGGUAAAGAAAGCUAUGAAAGAUUGUAAAGAUGAU
Messenger RNA from Xenia sp. Carnegie-2017, 979 nucleotides. RefSeq names its product pre-mRNA-processing factor 17-like. Gene Ontology annotation, cellular component: catalytic step 2 spliceosome. The coding region runs from base 459 to 893 and encodes 144 amino acids. The record is from RefSeq and is a predicted model, not a curated record. Gene Ontology annotation, molecular function: protein binding; mRNA binding. NCBI's taxonomy places the organism in Eukaryota, Metazoa, Cnidaria, Anthozoa, Malacalcyonacea, Xeniidae. The transcript is spliced from 11 exons. Gene Ontology annotation, biological process: mRNA splicing, via spliceosome.